Molecule: messenger RNA, 2533 nt
Organism: Amoebophrya sp. A120
Lineage: Eukaryota; Dinophyceae; Syndiniales; Amoebophryaceae
Source: the annotation of a GenBank genome assembly
CGGCAAGACGAAAGUAGAACGAAAAAUGCGACAGGAGAAGUAGAUGUCGGGCACCAGCUAGAACAACAUGCUGCAUCCUAUCCCGACACGAUGUACCCCGGUUACGUCGGGAUCAUGACGCCGCCAAGUAUUGGCGAACGGUGGUCCGCGGCACUGGCGGAGGACUACGAUUUUGUGGACUAUUCGCAGGCGAAGGGGGUGAGCUUCUUUUCCGCAGAGGAGGUCAUCGUGGAGAAGGACGAGGUGUAAGUGAUCGCUCGGGUCGUCGAAAACCGAUCUUCCAAGGCCGACAGCUCUAGAUUCAGUAAUGUUUUCGUUUGCACUCUUUCACCUCGAUGAUCUUCCGUUCGUAAAAGUGAAAAGACGGCUGCUCGAAUCUACUUCUCCCGAACUCGAUCGGUUUGAAAGAGAGAACGGAUGUCAAUAGAAGCAGCAACUCGAACUACGUCGAUGUGGAGAAAUCUUCGCAUCGUGAUCGUCGCCGUCGCGAAAGCCGUGAGCUGGUCUCCUGUGACAACAUGGAAAUAAUUCUUGGAACGAACAAGGAAACAGAUACAGAAAUCGUACUUCAAGAACAAGAAGAAUAUCGCCGAUAUUACAGUAGUUACAUGAAAGUUCCUGUCGCGUGCGCCGUGAAAAAUACUUGUACCGUUCGAAGCAGACGCAGCCCACAGCACCUAUGCCCGCGAAACUCCAGGAGUGCCUGGACUGGCUGUCCCAUGGCGACACCACCAGUCUGAAGAAAAAUUGCAAGGAGUGCCGCACUAAGAUUCUCGACGCUCUCGAGGACGCGCGUGCGAAGGUCAAAGAGGUGAACGCCGAGCACAAGAAGUUCGAGGAGCGGUUCGCGGCCACUGGGACGCCGGACGCAGGUACCAGCGACCUGCUGCAGCGGGUCGGCGCCGCUCUGAAAAAACAGUCCGAGCUGGUUGACGCGGCGAGAAAUGUCCAGGCCCAAUGUCCGGGCGGUGUGAAAAAGGAGAAAGCGGAAAUAGCCGAGGAAGAGCCGGAAAAGCAGCGGGUGUUGCUACCGGAUACGUGGAUGGUGGACCCGAACGUGAAGGAAACAAGCGAGGCCUGUGGGGGUGCAUCUCUUGUGAUCGGGCGGUUGGACUUAAAGUCAGGCACGGUAGAGGGCGGCGUGGUGCCGAACAACCAGGAAAUCAGCGUGGAAGCAGACGAAACGGGCUUCAUCGACGGGCGGAAGGCGGAGCAGGCAAGUUCGUUUCUGGAAGUUGUUGAUGUUGGGGAGAGCUUGAGGAGCGCUGUUUCAACGUCCUUUUCGAGGAAAAAUGCGGUUUGGAUGGUGAAGAAAAGCGCCUUCGAUGCGAUGCACUCCGGCACUGCUCCUUUUUCCAACGCGCGGGGGUGGUACGGUUUGUCGACUGCGGAUGAUGCUAUGCAUGGAGAAAGACGAAGUAGACAACGCGGUUCGUCGUUUCUAGACUUGCAGACGACAGAAAUGCGCGCUCGUGGUCUGAGCACAGUCCGACCAGGCGUGGCGAAAAAGCCAGGCUUCAUCACGGCAUUCGCGGGCGACGGUGAAGGUGAUCCUGGAGAUGCAAGCGCGGCGCCGCCAAAACCAGAACAAGAGCCUCCACCCGCAACAGACCGCACACCACAGACCAACGACGCUGGUGCAACUGCAGCUGCGGGAGAGGAGUCUGCAACUCCUGGUGGCGGAGCAGCCAAACCAGACGAACUUGCAGCAGGCAAGCGCAAGCCUUCCGGCGCAAAGUCGACACCCGAGGACACAGGUGCCGAUAAAGAAGUAGAUGAUGUUUCAACAGCUGAGAGCGCAGGACCUGGCGAUGCAGCAGAAGAUGAUGCAGCAGAUGCUGUUGCUCCUGAUGCAGCCACAACUACAGAUGAGGCAGCUGGUGAACAAGACGCCCAAGAACCAGGCGCCACACCGGACGAGAUCCAGCCAACCGGCACGCCGGACUGCUUCGAGGACGGCAAGAUGCCCGCGACCAAGGAGGACUGCCAAAGCUUCCACGCCGGCCUCGCGGCGAAAAAGUGCGACCCGGCGACCAACCACGGACUGAAGGUCUGCGGCAAGUGCACGGAGAUUUUGAUCAAAGAGGAGCUGGACUUGGAGAAAGAUCUCGCACCGGACCAGCAAAAGGAGCUCGAGCGGCAGAUGGGCAUGAAGACCGGGAACUACGGUGCCGACCAGGACGUGCAAAAUGCGGACCAAAUGUCACAAGAACUGAAAAGCCUGAAGCAAGUGAAGCUGUUCAACGGGGAUUUCACCCGAAAGUGUCGCGCGUACGCCAAAACCAUGCCGGCGAAGACCGUGAAAAUCCACCACAAGCGGUGGCGCAUCCCGGACAUGAUCGCCGUGGAAAAGCUGGAGCCCAACCACUGCCUCGGGGCCGCGGUGGAGGGAAAAAUCAACCUGAAAACCGGGGAAGUGGAGGCCCAGGUGUUUUCCAACACGGGAAGGCUGGACGUGGAAUUCGACAAAGCAGACGGGUCCGUGAAAAAGGGACAUUUUGUUCCCGGGAAAAUCAUCGCGACGAAAUCAUGA